AUGGACGUCAGCAGAAAAUUGCGGUUUUUCGAACAAGUAGGAGUCAACACUGAGAGUGAAGUUGAAGGUCCUCAGGAUGAUGGAUAUAGGUGGAGAAAGUAUGGGCAGAAAGAUAUUCUUGGAUCUACGUUUUCAAGAGGCUGCUACAAAUGUACAUUUCGUCGUUACUACAAAUGUACAUUUCGUCGCAUUGAAAACUGCCAGGCAACAAAACACAUGCAAAGGUUUGAUGUUGGUCCUGCUGUAUUUGAGAUCACAUACGGAGGCUACCAUACUUUCUCUAGAUGCCAGAUAAAUGGUCUUGGAAUAGCUCACAACUUAGACCAUUCAGAAAAAUACCUCAGUGAUAUUGGACUAUUUCGCGACUUGCACCAUUCAGACUCAGACCGCACUGAUUCAUUCUCCACCAACAGUUCCACAACAAGUUCUUCAAUUGGUGGUGAGUUCGCUAGAUCGUCUGGAGCUAGACCUGAUUUUUCAAUUUUUACAAAAAGACAUCCCCAAACCAAAGCUAAUACUCCUCAAAAGGAUGAUAAGGAUGAAUAG
Molecule: messenger RNA, 546 nt
Organism: Solanum lycopersicum (tomato)
Lineage: Eukaryota; Viridiplantae; Streptophyta; Magnoliopsida; Solanales; Solanaceae
Product: probable WRKY transcription factor 70
Biological process (GO): regulation of DNA-templated transcription
Molecular function (GO): DNA-binding transcription factor activity; sequence-specific DNA binding
Source: RefSeq, a predicted model, not a curated record